Vombatus ursinus (common wombat) is the source of this 3167-nucleotide messenger RNA. It is a transcript of the gene CCPG1, whose product is annotated as cell cycle progression 1. The transcript has 9 exons. The record is from RefSeq and is a predicted model, not a curated record. Lineage: Eukaryota; Metazoa; Chordata; Mammalia; Diprotodontia; Vombatidae. Gene Ontology annotation, cellular component: membrane. The coding region runs from base 177 to 2744 and encodes 855 amino acids.
CAUGCCCUUCGGUGCCACCGCCGGUCGUCUUCGUCGCCUCAGCAGCAGGAGCCUGUGAAGCAGGUUGUUGUUUUUAUGAGAGGCGUCACUGGGGACCUGAGCCUCGAAUCGUCGCCAGCACGACUGCCAGCGCGGGCUUCGGGAGGUGGCUCUGGCCACUUUCAGAUACCUGAAAAAUGUCUGAAAACUCCAGUGAUAGUGAUUCAUCCUGUGGUUGGACUGUCAUCAAUCAUGAGGGGUCUGAUAUAGAAACAGUGAAUUCUGAAAAUGGUAUAACAAGUGAAAGUCCUGAGUUUGCAUCAGAAGAAUACACAGCUUUAGUGCAAGAGGAACAUCAGGAACAGCCUUUAGAUCAAGAAGGAAAUAGUGAAGGUGGUACAGUGUUAAUGGGAGAAACUACUUAUCUAGCUUUGGAAGAAGCCAGCUCAGUUCUUGAGACACAGAGAGAAAAGUCACCUGAUGACAAUGUCUAUUUUGGGGCUAUCAGUGAUGAUUCUGACAUCGUUACCCUUGAACCACCUAAGCUGGAGGAAAUUGGAGCACAAGAAGUUAUAAUUGUUAAGGACAUUCAGGGUCCUGAAGAUUUUAACUUAGGCUCUUCCUCUAGUAGCCAGUAUACAUUCUGUCAGCCAGAUACUGUAUUUCCAUCUCGGCCUAUGGAUGAUGAGUCCAGUAGUGAUGAAACAAGUCAUCAGCCCAGUCCCGCAAUGAGAAGACGACGUGCUAGAAAGAAGACAAUUUCUUGUUCAGAAUCUGAGGAUAGACCACCUAAUGAACACGAAUCUGACUCUCCCAAGGAACAGGUGCACCAGCACCUCUUCAGUAGUGGCCUCAACAAGUGUAUUGUACUAGCUUUGGUGAUUGCAGUCAGCAUGGGUUUUGGACAUUUCUACGGUACCAUUCAGAUUCAAAAACGUCAGGAACUAGUCAGAAAGCUACAUGCCGAAGAAUUGAAUGGUAUGAAGGAUUAUCUUUACCAGUGUCAGCAAGAACAAGGGUCUUCUGGUGAUAAGUCACUGAGAGAAAAUCUUGCAUCAUGUUUGAGGCUUACUGAGGUAGAGAAGAUAGCCUUUGAAACACAGAAGAAAAGCCUUGCUACAGAAAACCAGCAUUUAAGAAUGUCUCUGGAGAAGGAAGAAAAAGCUUUUUCCUCUUUACUGGAAGAGUUAAGGAAACUAAGGGAACAGAUUCGGAAUUUGGAAGAUAAAGAAACAAGUACUGAAUUGAUAGUUUCUGAAAAUCAAAAACUUAAACAGCAUUUAGAAAAGGAAAAGCAAAAGACUAAUAGCUUUCUCAGUCAGAAGGAGACCCUCUUGGCAGAAGCACAGAUGCUAAGGAAGGAACUAGAAAAAGAACGACAAACAACCAUUGCCUUAAGAGAAGAACUGGAUCUUUUAAGCAAUAAGCAGUCAUCAGGUGAUGCAGAUUCUCCCAAUACAUUGACUGAAAAUAAGGAAAUAGAAAUUUUACGAGGAAGAUUAACAGAGUUAGAAUGGAAGCUAAACUUUGAACAACAACGAUCAGAUUUGUGGGAAAGAUUAUAUGUUGAAGCAAAAGAUCAAAGUGGAAGACAAGAAAACAGUGAAAAAAAUAAAAGCAGCAAGGGAACUAACAAGGCUAAGAAGUCUAAAGAUACCUUGUUUGGUUCAGUUAAGGAAACUUUUGAUGCCAUGAAGAAUUCAACAAAGGAGUUUGUAAGGCACCAUAAAGAAAAGAUUAAACAGGCUAAAGAAGCUGUUAAGGAAAACUUAAAAAAAUUUUCAGAUUCAGUUAAGUCUACCUUCAGCCAUUUCAAAGAUACCACCAAAAAUAUCUUUGAUGAAAAGGGGAAUAAAAAAUUUGGAGAUAAAAGAGAUGAAGCUACUAAAAAAGCAAAAACUGUUUAUCGUGAAUAUUUGCAUCCUCAACCUAGACCAUCUUCUAAAAACACACAUCAUAAAAGUCCCAACAUGGCAAGAUCGGGAAGAAAACAAAAGUCAGUUCAAUUUGAAACAUUUGGGAAGAACACAAAUUCACAGAAAUGUAGCAUGAGCCAAAACUCAGGAAGAAAUUACCAAUUUUUAAAAAACCCUUCUGAUUGGUUUGAAUGUGGUCAUCAGGAAAAGCCACCAGUUCAGUUUGAAACAUUUGGUAAAAACACAAACUCCCAGAAAGGCACCACUGAUAAAGACUGUGUGAAAAAUUAUCACCGUCUAACAAAAGGCUGUUCCAGUGUUUUUGAAUGUGCUCAUCAGGAAUCUAUUAGCCUUUUCAACAGAGUAUUGGACCCUGUAAGAAUAGAUGAAUUUAAUCAGUUAAUGCAAAGAUAUGUGCAGCAAGAAGUAAAUGACUUCCAUCACUGGGGAGAACUUCAGCAAUUCAUCAAUAAGUUUUUCCAUAACAGUGUCUUUAUUCAUGAUCAGAUGUUGUUCACUGACUUUGUUAAUGAUGUUAAAGAUUAUCUUGAAGACAUGAAGGAAUAUCAAGUAGAUAAUCAUGGAGUAUUUGAGGAUUUGGAUGACUAUAUAUAUAGACAUUUCUUUGGUGACACAUUUUCCCCUCAGUAUGGACCCAGUCGCCCUGAUAAAAAGCAUCGUAUGGUUAAUAUUGAAAACUCCAGGCAUCGAAAACAAGAGCAGAAGUACCCUCAGCCACAGCAUUAUAAGAGGGAAGGUAAAUGGCAUAAACAUGGUCGAAGUAAUGGAAGACACACGGCAAAUCUUGAAAUAGAAUUGGGGCAGUUACCUUUUGACCCAAAAUAUUGAACAUGAUUAAGUAAAUUAGAUAACUUUAAGAGAAUUGUAGAUGUUCUCCACUCUGUUCAGUAUUGGAAACUAAAACUGAAAUUACCAAGAAGUCAAUGUCUUUCAUCUCUAAUUAUCAGUUUGGUGAAUUUUACACUGUUAACUCAAAAGCAUCCGUCAAAGCUUACUAACUUGCAUUUUCUUUGUAGUUUUAGCUCUCUGCUGAAUACUUUCUGGCAAUGGAAAUAAGUUUGGUUGUAGUUUUACCAUUAGGGAAGCCAGGCAUGCAAUAGGUUUUGUGCAUGAAAUGAAGUUUUCUUUUGUUUUAAGGUAAGACAAGCUCAAGUCAUUUAUGACAAAGUAUAAUUAACAAUGUUAAAUUUGGUGUUGAGCUGUCUUGGAAAAAAUACAUUGUGAUGGAAUUUCAUCUCUGUUAAUGUUUUA